Xyrichtys novacula (pearly razorfish) is the source of this 8412-nucleotide messenger RNA. The record is from the annotation of a GenBank genome assembly. Lineage: Eukaryota; Metazoa; Chordata; Actinopteri; Labriformes; Labridae.
GUUUGAUUGUAUCGCCGACUGUGCAGAUGACGCACUGAGCUUCAGUGUGUGAAGAUGGCCCCCUUUCCGGACGAGGUGGAUGUUUUUACAGGCCCGCACUGGCGAAUGAAGCAGCUGGUGGGCCUCUAUUGUGAAAAGGUUUGUUAAAAUAAUUCGGUUGUCAUUUUUGUGUUUAUUUGCGAAGUUCGUCAUACCAGCGGACGAAAGAACGUCAGUUAGCAUGUCAGCUAGCUUGUGGCUGUAGCACAGACAAGCAGAUGAUUUAAUUUGAUCUUGUCACGACUUCACUUUAAUCGUCGUGGAGCUCAUUUGUUCCACUUAGUAUUUUCUUGGUCUUAUUUGAUUCCUUUAUUCCUUCAGAGUUUGUAAUAAAGCAUGUUGCAGUUCAAUAAAGUGUUAAUAACCCCCUCCAGUCCCAGCUAAGGCUUGCUAACUGGUUAGCUAGCUUAACUAACUGGCAACAUCGUCUGUUAUGCAACAUACUUUAAGUUUCACUACUCUGUUUUUAAUCUUCACUCAAGUCGCCUGUACCAACGGGAUUUUACAUUGUUACACUGGAGUGUAAAUUACAUGUUAGAUCGGCUGAGAUGUGUUAUGAUCAUGUAAAGAGGGUUAGCUUUGUAGAGAUACGCAGCUCCACAGUGACGUUAGCGUGUUGAUAUCACGUUAGCUGAGUUUAGUUCGCUGUCUCUUGUAUAUAUACAUAUAUAUAUAUAUAUAUAUAUAUAUGUAUGUAUGUAUAAAUAUAUAUAUGUAGUAUAAAUAAGUUUAUGUAAUGAUAUAUGUCCCUUGUCUGUUGACAAUGUCACAUUUCAAAUGCCAUGAAAUGUUUUUUUUUUAUUCUUUUCUUACAGUUGUCAAAAACCAACUUCUCCAACAACAAUGAUUUCCGCUCCUUUCUUCAGUCUCUGUGUGCCACCUUCAAGGAGUUCAAGAUGCAUGAACAAAUUGAGAAUGAGUACAUCAUAGGCCUGUUGGAGCAGCGCUGCUGCACUGUGUACAAUGUGCACUCAGACAAUAAACUCUCAGAGAUGUUGUCCCUCUUUGAGAAAGGCCUGCACAGCGUUAAGGUGAAUAUGUAUUCAUUGAGCAGAAGUGGAAAGUCAUUACAUCUACUGUAGUAACUAUAACUAUGUAAUCCUUUUGUACAUGUAAUCUUUCAUGUAACUCAAAAAAUCAGUACUUUUACUUAUGCUUAAAUAUUUUGGUGGCAAGUAUUGCACUUCUCUAUAUUUUACAAAGAAUACAUUGCCAAGUGACACCCCCCCACACACACACACCACUUUGUUUUAAGGGAAAACUUGAGAUUUUAUAUCUGGAGAAAAAUGGACUGAUGCAGUCUGAAGUGAGCUGAAAUGUUGAAUGAGGGCAGGGCAGUUUUUGUGAUCUGCUUAACAACAGAGAACAGUCAUUGUUCUCACUGAGCUCAAAAAUGGGCUUUCCAGAAUGAUGCAAUUGUGUAAAUCUGAACCUCCGCCCUGCGUCCGUCAGUUUGUAUAACAGAAGAAACUUUUUGUUGCUUUUGUAUUUCAUCCUGCGCACUGUCUCAUGAAGAAGAUGUUCCUCUUGAUCCAGAAAUACACCGCAUGGUUUUACUCAUUGGGUUGAACCUGAUAUUUGGAAUUUCAAAGGAUUUAACAGUGGCUUAUGCUGAAUAUUAAGUACAACUUUAUCGCAAAGUAAUCUUGGUAAUGAAAGCCUUUUAAAUUUCUGGAUUAACUAAGUCAUGAAAGGACUGUAAUGCUGGAAGUCUUAAAGUAAAAAAGUCACAACUAUCAUGGUUUUUGGUGAUUCCAUGAAUUAACAAUUGCUUUGUGUUUUUAGAGUGAAUAUGAGCAGCUGAACUAUGCCCAGCAGCUGAAGGAGAGACUGGAGGCGUUCACUCAAGACUUCCUGCCUCACAUGAAGGAAGAAGAAGAGGUAUAAGCUGUUAACACUUCUUUUUCUUGUUAUGACAUACACUUUUUAAAAUCAUGAUUUACUGCCAACAGGUAAGACAAAAUUUGGUCCACAGGCAAAAAAAAAGCUUAAAAAUGAGUUGAUCCCAAAUGACAUUUAAAAAAAAAUUUCCACAGCCAUAUUUAUAACUGAGAGAGAUUUGUUGCAGGUGUUUCAGCCUAUGCUUAUGCAGUACUUCACCUAUGAGGAGCUCAAGGACAUAAAGAAGCAGGUGAUAGCACAACACUGCAGCCAACAGCAAUGGGACUGUGCUGCUGAGGUGCUGAAGGGAUUCAGCUUGUGGAGCCAGGCUGAGGAGCUGCAAAAAGCCUUCAAAUAUGCCGAUCACGAGAAGACAGAUUACGGUAAAUGAGUAAACCCUGAAGUGUGGUCAUAAAGUACCACAGUGGAAUUUUUGAUUCUAACCUAAAGCUAUCUUUUGGCACAAAGUGAGCUGCAGGUAGAAGUCUACCUCUAGUGUUCAGUGUUUCUGCAAAGUCUAGGAAUCUUGCUAAACUUGAUAAGGAAGAAGUUUCACAGAACUCUAAUGUGGGAAUGAUUCUUGAGAGGAAACUAAGUAUUUUGUUAAACAGCUUUUGUGAAAUGUACAUUUCAUGAUCUUUGGUAUUUAUUCAGUCACUGGCAAAACUCUCGUUUUAUUUUCCUCAGAACUGGAAAAGAACUGGAACUCAUCUGCUCACAUCUCCCAGCUUCCCUCAGAAAUCAUGCUGAGGCUGUUCCACUAUCUUAGCCCUGAAGAUCUGUGUCGCUGUAGUCAGGUGUGCAGCUCGUGGUCAGAGCUGGCAAAGACUGGCUCUCUGUGGAGGCACCUUUACCCCAUACGCUGGGCUAGAGGUAGGCCGCUGUGAGCUGGUUAAACAAAAUGUUAUUAGUUUUCUGAAAAUAUUCCUGUGUAUGGUAUUUUUUUUCACAUAUAAAGUAAAAGUGAAACACGAUUUAUAGACAAUUGUGUCUCUAUUUUAGGUGAUUAUUACAGCGGUCCUCCUGAGGAUUUGGACCAGGAGCCAGAUGAGGAGUGGGUGAAGAGUCGACAGAAUGAAGGGCGGGCUUAUCAGGAGUGGGAUGAAGAUGCUGACAUUGAUGAGUCAGGUAAGGUUUGUUUCUUAAGGAUAAACAGUAGAAUUAGUAGUGUGAGGGAUUUGAAUGCAGCAGACAUUUAAGUGGGAAAAAAUGCCCAUCUGAUAGCUUUGCCUGUCUUGUUUUACACACUGUGGUAGCACUGUCCAACAAAAAUCUUACUCCACUCUCUAUAAGCAGCCAAGUGUGUCACUUAUUGUGAAUAUUUACUGUUGAAAAUAUUAGAGAGGCUUUUUCUUCAUUUUAUUUAUUUUCAUUUUUAGUUUUAACAUGUCAAGAUCUUUUCAAAUGUUCAUUUCUUGGCUAUGAUUGCAUAAAAAAAUGUGCUAAAAUGAUGGCUAGUACUGUUACUGUUUGUUAUUAUUGUGUUGAAUUUUUUUUCCUUGCUGAGUUUUUAUGUAUACAGUGGUUUAGACAGUGAGUUUAGAAAAUUACCCUCUACCAGAGACAGAAUGAGUACUUUAAAAAAAAAAAAAGCAAAAUGAGUGCAGUUAAAAGCUGAAAGAGUUAAAUUUGAUUGAAGUUCAACGAUAAAAGUUCUGUGUGAUAGAAUAUAAAUAUUUACCCACAAUCCCGAGGCUCUCAUGUGCUUUUGGUGUGAUCUUUGUUAACCUUUUAAGAGCUUGUUUUGUAAUCAGAAAGCUCCUCCCUCUAGGUGUCAAACAACACCCAUGAAGGUGGUUAACUGACCUGUAGUUGAGCUUAAGCUGUAUUAAAGGAGUCUUUCUUUGAGAUUACUGUUAGUUCUGUUCUUCAGAGUAAACUGUGUCAUCCCUCUGUCUGUUUAGAUGUGUCAGGCAGUAAACAGAGCUCCUCAGCAAUCAGCACGGCUCAGCGUGAGAAGAGACUCCUCAAUGGGAUUAUCCAGAACCUGCUGCCAGCUGUGGGUCCCUCAGUCAAGUCCAUUGUUCUGGCAUACAGCUCAACAGUCUCCAGUAAGAUGGUAUGAACCCUGUUUCUUCAUUUCCCACAGAAAUUGAUCAUCAGUUUAUGAUCAUGAAAUAAAGUCUGUUUGUGCUCCUUUCAGGUGCGCCAGAUCCUCAGUCUCUGCCCCAACAUCACUUACCUGGAUCUGACACAGACUGGUGUGACGGAUUCUGCAUUUGACAGGUUAAUAUGGAAAACCAUUACCGAAAUAUCAGUGAGUUGCUGCAGAUCCUGUUCAGACCCCAGAUUAAAUCCUCAUCCCUUUGUUGUUCUCUCUGUCAGCUGGUCAUCCCUGGGGGCCUGCCUCUCUCUGGAGCACCUGGAUUUGUCAGGAUGUGAGAAGAUCACCGAUCACACUCUGAAGAAACUCUCUGUUGGAUUGGGUGACAACACAUUUUCUGCCUGCUCUGGCAAACGAUCAAAGCUCCUCAAAAGUUCUCCAAUACCUAUUACACUCAUGGAGGAGAAAGGCUUGCAUCCAGUCGUGCGGAAACGUCAGGCUCUCAUUUUCAAGCAGGGAACAGGCCGUUGGGGCGCUGCCUGCACGCCCACACAGGUGUGGGUCCUUGACACCUCAGACCUGGCUGAUAUUGAGGAUGCUGCGGAGUGGAGUCGUCGCGGCGGGUUGUCUGUUCCCGCAGCAGAGAGCUUUGUAGAGACACAGCUUGUGGGAGGUUCAUGCUGCUGCAGGAGGAGCAGGAGGCGUGGGCACAGGACUGGCUCAAAUGCCUCUUACCUGCAUCAGCAGUUUGCCAUGUCUGGGGAAAUGUUUUGUGGUCACUCCACCUGCUGCACUAGUGACAUGGCCCUCAGGACUUUUACAGGGCCUCAGAACCAGUCAAGCAGCACUGCAGAAUUUCGGACUAAAUGCUCCUCAGUGGGCGGCUCACAGUGUGAGAAAAGGACUGACCAGUCAGGGGCAAAACGCUCACUGAGGUUUCUCAGCCUCUCUGGAUGUUAUCAAGUCACAGAUUUGGGCCUGAGGUAAAGAUCAUGUACUGUCAUUCUCAAAUUAGUAAGAAAAAACACGACCCCUUUACUCUAGAAAAAAAACAAAACAUAGGGAGAAAGUUGGAAAAACAUUUAAAAACUUUAGGCCAUAAAAACUAAAUUCAGUCAGGGUAAUGUGGGUAAAUAAAUUGCCCACACGUGACAUCAUCAGGAUGUCUUUCCCACCUACAUUUAUUAGUAGAAAAUUUGCUACAUGUUUUUUCGACAAGCUUUGAAGCAUGAAGUUUGGCAUUUUAAUCAUCAAAGUUAGUUUCUGGAGCCGUGAAAGAAAGCGGUUGUUACACCUCUUUUCUCCUUUUAAUAGACAAACUGGUGUUACAGCAACCUGCCAAUCACAAAGAGCUGGGACUCAGAAAGUCCACUGUACCUUAUGUUUAAAAAAAGAUUUAAAGUUAUUGAUGGAUACCAUGCAGUGUACCCAUUCACGAAGAUAACACUUACACCUGAAAAAAUGGAGCAGGGGCAACUCUGCUAGUUGCAUAAAGUUGUCAUUUUGUCUCAGUGUUGUUUAAAAAAACAGGUCCAGAUCCAAAUGAAAGACACUGUAUAUGUUGUCUAAAAUACAAAAAAGAAAAAAACAACCCAAUAUCGAAAAACUUUUUGUUCCAAACAGUUUAUUUGGAUUAUUUAGAUCAGUGGUUCUCAAGUCCAGUCUUCGAGGCCCACUGUCCUGCAUGUUUUGGAUAUUUCCCUGCUCCAACACACCUGAUUCAAAUGAUCAGCUCGUUAUCAAGCUCUGUAAUGGCUUAAUAACGAGCUGAUCAUUUGAAUCAGGUGUAUUGAAGCAGGGAAACAUCCCAAACAUGCAGGACAGUGGGCCUCGAGGACUGGACUUGAGAACCACUGAUGAAGAGCAUCCAUUUGCUGGAAUGAUAUAUAGUGAAGAUUUGAGAUGUGAUUUUAGAUGAAGACCCUCUUACUGCUGGUUUGAAAUGAUGUCUCUCUGUGUGUGUUUCAGGACUCUCUCGCAGCGUGGGGGACUUCCUGUCCUGGAGCAUCUCAACCUGUCGGGCUGCCUCUUCAUCACUGAGGACGGGCUGCAGGAGCUGGUGUCAGCCUGUCCCUCGCUCAAUGAUGAGCACUUUUAUUACUGCGACAACAUCAACGGUAACAUUCAUGAAGGAAACCGCUCUGGGUCUUAUUAUUGCUGUGAUUCACAAUGUUGCACAUGUUAAUGAUGUACAGAGUUCAGUAAAUAGGCUGUUAGACUGUAUAUGAUUAUGAUGUCAAAGCAAAUGUGAUGUGUGGUAACCUUGAAGUAUGACUAACCUGACCUGAAAGCAUGCGUCCCACUGUAAGUAACAGAUGCUGCUGAAGGUAAAAGGUAAGUAGGCAUUAUAGUAGCCAGUAUGAUGCCAUAUCAUUCAACUUCAUAACCACACUUAAAGGUCUGGGAUAGAAAAAGUGAGAAAAACAAACUGCAGUCUGUAAACCUUAAUAUUGCUUUUGUGUUUGUUUAUUAGACAACAGGGCAGAACAGGAGAAGAGCUAGAAUGUUCUCAGAAUUAUUUUUGUCCUUGUUGGCAAAGUUUCCUAAAUGAAGCUAUAAAGUCAUUAGGAAAAUGUUCAGUCAGCUGAUAAAUUUAAGUCAAGUUAUUUUCUCUCUACUUGAUGAAAUCGGACUUGUCUUUGUUACUAAUAGUGUCACAAAGUCACAGGAAUAUUUGGUCUCUUUUAAGUGGGUUUGUGUGAGGUACUUCGUUAAAGAGAGAGUAUUCUAUCCACAAAAGAUACCAAUCAGAGAACCAACACAGAAGCUAGGCUAUUGACUGCUGUUGAUAGAUCAACUCAAGCUGUGGACGACACCAGUCAUGUGACGUUUCAUCUUCAACACAAGUUGCAAUACUUAGGAGUGAAGCUGUGUGGUUCAUUCAAGUACUUCAAGCGUAGGAGCCCCAGUUUCAUGCACCCAACUCAACAUUUUGGGCUUAUUGUUUACACACCUGCUCCACCAAGUCACUUCAGAUCUCUCUCCAGUUAUCACAGGAGUUGAUCUUCUCACCCCUUGGGUUUGUUGAGUCCUCUGUACAGCGUCACUCAUUUUUAAUUUAAAUGUAUGUCCACAAGUAAUGCAAAAACAAAAGGGUAGUCUUAUUGCCUUAUUUUUCUUAUUUCCAAACAGGGUAUCCACUGACAUCAGUGUUUGGGUCAAAUAAUCUCAGAAAUGAAGUGAAACCAAGCAGUAAAAUCGCCCCCAUCUGCCCUGGCCUGUAAACUUUUUCAACAAAAUGGUCAAGCUGACCAAGAUUCUUUGCUACAACACUUAUUAUUGACAAGUACCUCAUAUAUCCCACUCUGAAAUAAAAUAAAAUAAAAUAAAAUUCUUUUUAAAAGCCCUUGACCCUUAUAUUCACUUAUAAGACCAAAGGCUGUAUCCACUAUUCCACUUCGAGCCAAAGUUUUUAAUUGUCCUGGAUCACGCUCUUCGUCAGAUGACCCCUGUGUGCUGUUUCUCUGCAGGUCCUCACGCAGACACGGCGAGUGGAUGCCAGAACCUGCAGUGUGGUUUCAGGGCCUGCUGUCGCUCUGGAGAGUGAUCCGAGCAGCACUCUCCUAAAUUGUCUCGUCUCCUUUUUAUUGCACUUUAUCCUGGGAAUACCGGUUGCUGUAUUUUGUGUCCCUUGGAAAUGUUUCUGGAUGAAACAGUAAAAUUGCUCCCGUUAUUUCCAUCUCCAUCUAUUAACGAAAAGUAAAUAAACUGUAGAAAAGUGAAGGGGUGAUAUUGAAUUGAAGUGUCUGAAAAAUUAGAUCAACUCUUGUUCGUUUGUUUUUUGAAAAUUAAAGGAAAAUCAAGAAUGGGAAAGACAAAGUACUUUGAGUUUUCUGUAGCACCGUUUUACCACUGAAAGUUCACUGAUUUACACAAAUCUCCUUUGACCCCUUCUGCUGUGCUUAGUUGAUCCAGUUAUAAUGAGGUUAUGGUAGACUGAGUGACGGUAGCACCAAAAAGUUUAUCAGCUUGAAAUGAUCAACAUACAGACCAUCGGAAAACUCUAAAACACCGGUUACCUUCCCUUGACGCUGACACAGACACCUUUACGUGAGACACCAGUACAGGACGAACAGAGGUAGGAAUCCAAACAUGAUGUUGCAGCGUAGUCUUAACCUUUUUGUGAUAAUCACAUGUUCAUCGUCACCAAACAAGCUUUUCUUCUUUAAAUCUUCUUUAUGCACUCCAGUGUUGUGGGCAAAGAAAUGGACCAAUGUUCAUCUAAGAAGAAAUUAGGGGCUCGGAUUAUUAACACUCAGAUUUGGGAGAAGCUCACUGUGUAGGUUUUAUGUCAUCUUGGCUCAUCUCGCUGCAGGAUUUGAUUGCUUGUUGAAAAAUCUUGCAUGAGGAGCUCUAAUGGAAAUGUUCAGUUCAUAAAUGGAACAAUAAAGGUCUCUUGGGGUUAAAUACUAUGUUGUUGGUCAUUUUGAAAACAGAGUAUAACAUGG